Messenger RNA from Nicotiana attenuata, 500 nucleotides. RefSeq names its product inosine-5'-monophosphate dehydrogenase-like. Gene Ontology annotation, biological process: GTP biosynthetic process. NCBI's taxonomy places the organism in Eukaryota, Viridiplantae, Streptophyta, Magnoliopsida, Solanales, Solanaceae. Gene Ontology annotation, molecular function: IMP dehydrogenase activity. The record is from RefSeq and is a predicted model, not a curated record. Bases 41 to 340 code for a protein of 99 amino acids. Gene Ontology annotation, cellular component: cytoplasm. The transcript has 2 exons.
GCAAGGAUAGAAUGGUCUGCGUGUGAAAAAAUAUCGAGGUAUGGGAUCCCUGGAAGCAAUGACAAAAGGGAGUGAUGCAAGAUACUUGGGUGAUACUGCUAAACUAAAGAUUGCUCAGGGAGUUGUCGGUUCAGUUGCUGAUAAAGGUUCUAUUCUGAAGUUCAUUCCCUAUACAAUGCAAGCUGUAAAGCAAGGAUUCCAGGAUCUAGGUGCUUCCUCCUUGCAAUCUGCUCAUCAUCUUUUAAAAUCAGGCAAAUUGAGGCUAGAGGUCCGAACAGGAGCCGCACAAGUUGAAGGAGGGGUUCAUGGUCUCGUCGGUUAUGAGAAGAGAUACUUCUGAUUUAACUUUAUUGGAGAGUAAUGUAAGCAGUUACGCUUGAUCCACAAGUUUCUUGUUGUUAAACUUUACAAAACCUUAGCUGUCGUUGGCAGUGUAGUCAAAUUUUGGGAAUGUAUGCUCCAAGUUUCUCGCUCUAUUUAUCAGCAACUAUUACCAUAUA